This is a messenger RNA of Carica papaya (papaya), 1509 nucleotides long. Lineage: Eukaryota; Viridiplantae; Streptophyta; Magnoliopsida; Brassicales; Caricaceae. The record is from RefSeq and is a predicted model, not a curated record.
GAAGGAGGAAGAAGAAGAAGAAGAAGAAGAAGAAGAAGAAGAAGAAGUAGUAGUGGAGAAUCGCCAUUCUGAAGACUCAGUGAGUUGCGAACUCGCUAUUGUAGCUUCUUCUGCAGUAUUGAUUGGAAAGGACUGAGUGAUGGAUGAGUCUAGUGACUCGUUUUCGAUUGAUAUUGACAUUGUUCCAUUCGGAGGGAAGGAAUUUGUGGUGAAAACAAGCAGAGGUUCAAUAUCGGUUUUUGUUUCUGGUGACCAAGAGAAGCCUGCACUUAUAACAUAUCCAGAUGUGGCUCUCAAUUACACAUCUUGUUUCCAAGGUCUAUUCUUCUGUCCCGAGGCAGCUACUUUGUUGCUUCCUAACUUCUGCAUUUACCACAUCGAUGCCCCAGGGCACGAGUUAGGAGCUGAUGUGAUUUCUUCAGAUGCUCCAUUGCUCAGCGUGGAUGACCUCGCAGACCAAGUUGCCGAAGUUCUUGAUUUCUUCGGUUUUUUGAACUCAGACUGAAAAAAGGUUCUAUGCUUGGGGGUAACUGCUGGUGCUUACAUCCUUACACUCUUUGCAAUGAAACAUAAAGAGCGCGUGCUUGGGUUGAUUCUCGUUUCCCCUAUUUGCAAAGCGCCUUCAUGGACUGAAUGGCUUUACAACAAGGUCCUGAUGAACUUGCUAUACUUCUAUGGUAUGUGUGGCGUAUUAAAAGAAUGCCUUCUCCAACGGUACUUCAGUAAGGAACUUAGGUGUGGCGCACAUGGUUCAGAAUCGGAUGUUAUUCAAGCUUGUCGAAGGCUGCUGGAUGAAAGGCAGAGUUUGAAUGUCAUGCGAUUUCUUCAAGCGAUCAACGAGAGACAUGAUCUUACUGAUGGCCUGAAGAAGUUGCAAUGUAAAACACUUAUUUUUGUGGGUGAAAGUAGUCCAUUCCAUGUUGAAUCUGUAUAUAUGAGCUCAAAGAUGGGCAGAAAGCGUUGUGCUCUUGUCGAGGUUCAGGCAUGUGGUUCACUGGUAACAGAAGAGCACCCGUUGGCCAUGAUUAUUCCAAUUGAAUUCUUUUUAAUGGGAUUCGGGUAUUACAGACAACCAAAUUUUGCUUCCUCAUCGAGUAAUGGUUCAAACCCUGCCAGUCCCUUGAGCCAUUCUUGCAUAGCACCCGAGCUUCUAUCUCCAGAAAGUCUGGGAAUCAAACUCAAACCUAUUAAAACCCGCGUGGAAGUUGAACUUUAACGUAUGUGGGUUACUCUGAUUCCAUUAGUUUCGGUCGUAUCUCGGAUAAGUCAAUAGGGAAAAAAAAAAAAAAAAUAGAUUCCAUGUGCGGAAGAACAUUAAGGCUGUUGUCCUUACACAUUUAACAUUGUUGAAAUUCCUGUAUAAUAACGUCCACAGUGUAGCAUAUUCUUUGAUUUAUGUUGGUGGGAGGAGGAUAGUCAUUAGGGUUUUGUUUCAAUGUAUCCAUUUUUUACUGUAGAUAAAAAUGAUACAUUCACAUUCUUUUAGUCGAAAGCUUUGACUUCUUAUUA